AUGGAUGUGAGCUACUCGUCGACGGACGAUGGAGCGAGCACAUCCUUGGACCAUGCUGAUCAUAGUGUCCCUAUGGCACGCACGCCGCCUAGGCCUCAUGCACAGCCAUCGCUGGGCUCGCCCGGUGUGUUGAUGACACCAGUGCGAGAGGCGGGUCACACCGCGGCCCAGGCCAGCUCACCGGGCUCGCUUCCACAGACCCCUGGCUCGGCACGGUGGACGUCCCCGCACCCUGCAAGGACCGAGUCGAGUGAAACGCGGCUCAGUGGCGGGCUGUACGACCGAAGUGGGCAGGUCGGGCUGGGCGAGUUGGCGACACCGCGCUGGAUGGUGUCGUCCCAGGAUGCGCAGCGUACGCCGCCCACGCAUCCCAUUCCUCGCCGUGUCCUCCCCCAAGAGCCACCGCGCACAACGGCGACGGUAUCAUCCUCGAACGCCUCGCCCCUAUCGACGUCGCAUCCGGAUUCGACAGCCGCUCGUCAUGCACGAGCAAUUUCGUAUUCGAUGAGCGCGACGUACCACCCAGGUGACUUGUCCGGCAGUGGAAUGCGCUCUUUUGCCUCGAUGCAGUUCCCUCAUACCCAAGCUACGCCGCCAAGCGUGUCCACACACUGGCCUGCAUCGGCGUCUGCAUCGGCGUCAGCUACGGCGUCUGCUACGGCGUCAGCUACGGCGAUGGCGGCGCAUGGAACGCCUAGCAACGAUGUAGUCAAAGAGUUGGAGGCGUCGAUACGACGCUCUGCACGGCGCUGGCCCGCCUCCAUGAUGCCGCCGUCCCCUGACGUCUCUACACUGGCAUCACCGCCGUCCGCACAACGACCUCAGUCGACCAUUACCACCACCCCACAACGACCGAGCCUCCCUGUGCCUGAAGCACAAGGACCCUUGGUGGCUACGCCUACACCCUCCUCGGCCGCUGCUGUGCCGAGGCAUGAGACUUCGGUUGAGCUCGCUUCGGAAAUACAGGAAUGGCACUUAUCGCCUUCCGGGGCUGUGAGUGUGCCUGCGUCGACGAUUUUGCCCUCACGUGAAACGAAUCGAGCGACACAUACUGUGCCACCGCCAUCGCACGAAGCGACGGAUGCACACAAGAUGCCCCUAGCCUCGCCUUUGGCGAUGGGCGAGCCGCCGCAUACGGAGCCUCCUACGCCUGGCUUCACGCUCUCGUCGCCCAGUCCUGCGCCCGGGUUGGCGCCGAGUGCAGCGAUCGGUGCGACAGAGGCCUCGGCGUCGUUGGACGACGUCUCUCUCCUUUCGGCGUCGGCGCCAGACACGGCAUCUUCGCCACGCACGCCCAAAUCGCCACGGUGGCGUCGGCGCUCGCCGGUAUCCCACGAUGAAGGCGACGAGUCAUCGUCCUCGUUAGCUGGCCGGUUAUCGCGGCGUUCGUUGGCAGCGCUCAAUCAGCUCUUUAAAGGGAGCCCACGUCGCGCGUCCAAAGACGAAACCACAGCACCAACAACGACAGCGGCAACGACAGAGGCACACGAUAAUGCACCGAGUUCGGGCGGUAGCGGCGCUGCGACGGCCACGGCCACGGCGGCGCCUCCCACCUCCACGUCUGUGCCCAGUGAGGAGCCGGUGCCGCCGUCCAAGUCGCGUCUUGGAUUUAUGCGCCGUCGUCGACCCAGUGCCGCGGUAGCGACACGCGGUGCAAAAGUCUUGGGCAAUGAAGCACAAGUGCCGCAAAUGCCGCACGUUCCUCCAUCGACGUACGUGGCGCCGCAGCUGCCAGAGCCCUCGCUCCCGCGGUCCGCGUCGAGUGGCUCGAUGACGCCGCGGUCGACGACGUCGCGAGAGGCGCCGAGUCUGCCACGCACAGAGCCUUCGCCGUACUACACUGCGCCAUCGCAAGGCAGUCGUAUCCCACGUGCUUCGUCCAUGGUCCGCCUACUGCAGCGGCGUACGGCGGAGAAAGACGAGGUCCCGAAAGCCGAGCCACGUCUUCUUACAAGCACGUCGAUGCAUAGCUUAGCACGCCGGACCGAGUCGCCUGUCAAGCGGUCGACCAGCCAAGUGCGGCGCAAAGCACGUCCGGAUGAGGCCCCGUCCGGCCGUGGUACGGCCUCGCCGACCAAGGCGCGUGCGUGGCGCAAAUCAAGUACAGAGGCCUCAGAAGCCUUGCAACGCGAGCGGCAAGUGAAGCGUGUGGAAGCCACUGAUACAAGCACCGUCGCGCGGGGCCCUAGUGCCUCGACGCGGCAAGCCCGGCCUCGGCCUAGUACAAGCGGAGCGCGUGCGACGCCGACGAGUGGCUUGGUGCCCAGCAGCGUCACGACAGGUCUUCGUCGUGUGGAUAUGACGCGGCGGGAUAGUGCGAGCAAGGAGCGACGUGAGAGUGCGAUGCCACCGCGACGUGAUAGUCUUUUGCGCGAUGUCGUACGUCGCGAGAGUCUACGCCGCGAUCCGAGCAAGGGGCAAGGAGAAAUGGAUAGCGCUAGCACGGACGAUGUCAAGGGGACAUCGCCGUAUGCGGAGCAGUCGCAGACCGAUGAGCUUGCAGGUACGCCGCCUACGUCGUCGUCCAUCCCGGCUCUCUCGCCCUCGUCGACCGUCUCUGCGACGCCCAGCGUAUCAACGUCGACGGUGACGACACCUACGGCGAGUGCGCCGCUCAUGCCCAGCACGCAGCCCAGCUUGGUGGCCGCAGCUCCACGGACGACGACGGCGACGACAGCGCCCACAACGACAGCGCCCGCAACGGCCAGCUCCGUGGUCCCGCGAGCGUCGAUGCCAGCGCCCAUGUCUGUGCCGCCCGGUGGCUCAGCGUGGCCGCCGCCGGCGGCGGCCACGACGGCGCCGCAAGCGCGGGCGAUGGUCGACUCGCAAAUCCCUAUGCCUGUGGACGCGCGACGACCGCCUAGCGCUACGCCGUCCCGACGUACUGCGACCAGGACGCCGACGUUGAUCGACGAUACGCAGGCGGCCGACGACGAAAUGGAGCGGCAUAUCCAGCGUGUGUACCGCCGACAAAUGGCCCAAGGCGCGCGGCAGGAGGACAUUGAUAAGCAAAUGGCGUUCCCGCAGCCAGGCGCAGCAAGCAAACGGCUCUCGCCGCGGCAAGCGGAAGUAAUUUACGGCAACCAUUUGUGCCCAUACGAAGUGAAAGAGAUGUUUGAGUACGACUCCAUCUACUAUGUCGGCUCCUUUGCGCGGCACAAACACUAUGCCGUCCCAGAGAAGCCCGAUCGCAACUUUGGUUACGAUGACGAGCGUGGUGACUACGUGGUGAAUGUGCGUGAUCACUUGGCGUACCGCUACGAAAUCAUUAAGCUGCUAGGUCGCGGCAGCUUUGGGCAGGUCCUGCAGUGCCGUGACCACAAGACGGGGCAGUACGUCGCCAUCAAGCUGAUCCGCAACAAGCGCCGCUUCCAUCACCAGGCCGUGGUCGAAGUGAAGAUCAUGGAGCAUCUCACGCGCAGUGAUACCGAGCAGCAGCAGAGUGUGGUGCACAUGACGGACUCGUUCACGUUCCGGCAGCAUUUGUGUGUCACGAUGGAGCUGCUGAGCAUCAAUUUGUACGAGCUCAUUAAGGCCAACAACUUUGACGGGUUCAGUACACUGCUUAUUCGGCGGUUUACGCAGCAAGUGCUGGCAUGUCUUACGCUCAUGCGGCAGGCACGCAUCGUGCACUGCGACUUGAAGCCGGAAAACAUUCUGCUGGUGCAUCCACGGAAAAGCGAGAUUCGGGUGAUUGAUUUUGGCUCGAGCUGUUUCGAGAAUGAAAAAGUGUACACGUAUAUCCAGAGCCGCUUUUACCGCUCGCCAGAAGUGAUUCUCGGCAUGGACUACAACAUGGCCAUUGAUAUGUGGAGUCUGGGCUGCAUUCUCGCCGAACUGCAUACGGGGUACCCCAUCUUCCCCGGCGAGAACGAGCAGGAUCAGCUGGCCUGUAUCAUGGAAGUGCUGGGCCUGCCAGAUCGUCAUCUGCUAGAGAAGAGCACACGACGCAAAUUGUUCUUUGACAGCACGGGCGCGCCGCGGCCUGUCGUCACAUCGCGUGGCCACAAACGGCGCCCGAACUCCAAGACGCUGGCGUCGGCUGUGAAAUCGCAUGACGAGCUGUUCUUGGAUUUCAUCGCACGUUGCCUGACAUGGGAUCCGGAACGGCGCAUGAAGGCCGAUGCAGCGUUGCGGCAUCCAUGGUUUUGGCAGCAGCAGCAGCAGCCACCGCCCCCGCCGCCAGCACCGUCAAUGACGACGCCCAGUCGUCGGACGAGUGGCGAAGGCGGUGGGGGCACGAGCGUGCGUGUGCCUGGCACAGCACGUCGGUCGAUGCGCGCAGACGGCUCGCUCUUACCGCGCGCCACGCCUGGUGGCAGCCAUACGAGCACGCGACGGGCAAUGUAA
Messenger RNA from Malassezia pachydermatis, 4350 nucleotides. Its product is annotated as kinase-like protein. The record is from RefSeq and is a predicted model, not a curated record. The transcript has a single exon. Gene Ontology annotation, molecular function: protein serine/threonine kinase activity; ATP binding; protein serine/threonine/tyrosine kinase activity. Bases 1 to 4350 code for a protein of 1449 amino acids. Lineage: Eukaryota; Fungi; Basidiomycota; Malasseziomycetes; Malasseziales; Malasseziaceae. Gene Ontology annotation, biological process: peptidyl-threonine phosphorylation; peptidyl-serine phosphorylation.